AUGGGCAUUGUUGACUAUUUCAGUCGACCGCGUGGCCUUCAGGCACAUGGUGGUGCUGAAACGCCUACCAUGGAAGCCCCAAAAGUAAUCGAGCCUAAUGUAAUCUCUAGUCCGGACUUCUCGGGCGCUGUUACACCUGCACACAUGCUUCCUUCCCCAGCCGGCAGCGAAGAUGCUCUUAUUUUUGAGAAGAUCCCUCAUCAGUUUGGCCGCCUCGGUUCUUGGAAAGGGUCUUUGAUUUUGCUUGUCACCUCCGGUUCUCAAUUUCUAGACAAUGUCUUCAUGACAAGCGCCAACAUUGCCUUGUCGUCAAUUCAACAAGACUUUGAUGUGUCUAGUACCGAUUUGCAAUGGAUGAUUUCUGCAUACACUUUAUCAUUUGGUGGCUUCCUUUUGUUAGCCGGUGCUUUAUCCGAUCGCUAUGGACGAAAGAAGAUCCUUUGUUUGGGCCUUGCCUGGCUUUCUGUGUGGACCCUGGCCAUUGGAUUCGGGCAGUCCUUUAUUCAACUCACGGUAUUCCGUGGCAUCCAAGGAAUUGGAGCUGCGAUGACUGUGCCAUCGGCUAUUGGAAUCAUCAGCUCCUACUUCAGUGGUGUUGAUCGCACCCGUGCACUGUCUAUCUAUGGAGCCUCGGGGACCCUAGGGUUCUGCACCGGCCUCAUCUUUGGCGGUUUCUUGACCUCAUCGUUGGGUUGGAGGUACAUCUUCUAUCUGAUCGUCAUAAUCACUGGGUCCUUGGGAAUUUUGGGCUUUAUCGUCCUUCCAAGCGAUGUUCCUUCCGAGAAGAAGCAUGAAAGAAUGGAUUAUAUUGGCGCAGUGAUGUCGACAGCUGGGCUGAUCCUUCUCCAAUUCGUGCUUUCCAGUGGUGGAACCUAUGGUUGGGACCAGCCGUUCAUUAUUGUGCUGCUUAUCUUGGCCGUUGGUCUUCUUGUUGGAUUCACAAUCUUUGAAAAAUACGUCAGCAACCCUAUCAUGCCGCUUUCUUUGUGGAAGAUUCGCAAUUUUGCUGGUCUGUGGGUUAUUGGUUUCACUGGCUAUGGUACCUACCAAAACGUGAUUUACUAUAUCGUCCUUAUGGCACAGGAAGUGGACAAGCUUUCUGCUGGUGAUACUGCACUUCGCUUCUUGCCCAUGGGAGCAAUUGGCUUCAUUGUUUCUCUUGGAACAGGAAAACUUCUGGAAUUCAUGAAUGGAAAGCACCUCCUCAUUAUAGGACUGGUUCUGGCUGUGGUCGCCCCUAUCUCAAGUGCUUUGACUUCCAAUCCUGAAGCAGGCUUUAUCUCAUCCGUGUCUUUCAUCUUCGUCACAACAAGUACUGUGGUACUUACCAGUGUACCAGUCGAAGUCAAGAGUCUUGCUGGCGGAAUGCUCAACACUGCAUUCCAAAUUGGCUCUGGUGUUGCAUUGGCUAUCUCGGCGGCUGUUACCGAUGCUGUCGACAUCCAGCAAGGACACAGUCUCGCGGAGCAAUACGCGACCGGUCUCUGGUGCUCUGUCGGUCUAGCUGGGCUGGGGCUGGUAAUUGGUUUGUUUGCGGUUCGACACAAAGGUAUUGGACCAAAAGAUAGAUUGGGUGCUGGCCCAGUUGCUAUCUAA
Penicillium crustosum is the source of this 1596-nucleotide messenger RNA. RefSeq names its product MFS transporter. Bases 1 to 1596 code for a protein of 531 amino acids. Gene Ontology annotation, biological process: transmembrane transport. Gene Ontology annotation, cellular component: membrane. Gene Ontology annotation, molecular function: transmembrane transporter activity. Lineage: Eukaryota; Fungi; Ascomycota; Eurotiomycetes; Eurotiales; Aspergillaceae. The transcript is spliced from 5 exons. The record is from RefSeq and is a predicted model, not a curated record.